Messenger RNA from Closterium sp. Naga37s-1, 8685 nucleotides. The record is from the annotation of a GenBank genome assembly. NCBI's taxonomy places the organism in Eukaryota, Viridiplantae, Streptophyta, Zygnematophyceae, Desmidiales, Closteriaceae.
AUGCGCUCCCCGUCACAGGUGUUUGAAGUGGUGGAGAGCGGUCGGUACGAACGGCCCUCCCCAGAGGCGGUGCGACAGGCGGCUAUCAGGCAGCAGAAGCAGCAGAGGAGAGAGCAGAGGAGGAAGCAGGCGGAGCAGAAAGGAGAAGGGCAUGUGGCGCAAGGAGGAGUGUCCGAAGGACAGAGGGGGAUACUUCAUUGUGAAGGGCAUGGAGAAGAUUUCUUAUUCCACUCGGAGGAGUGUCCCAAGGACAGCGGGGGAAACUUCAUUGUGAAGGGGAUGGAGAAGGUGAGGAGGGAGAGGGAUGGUGAAGGGAAGCUCGUGCAAGCACCCAACACCAUCCUUGUGGUCAUUCCCCAGCUCGUGCGAGCACCCAACACCAUCCUAGUGGUCAUUCCCCAGCUCGUGCGAGCACCCAACACCAUCCUAGUGGUCAUUCCCCAGCUCGUGCGAGCACCCAACACCAUCCUAGUGGUCAUUCCCCAGCUCGUGCGAGCACCCAACACCAUCCUAGUGGUCAUUCCCCACCUCGUGCGAGCGCCCAACACCAUCCUCGUCGAGCCUGCACCUCCCCUGUCCGCUUCUGCUGCUGCCAGAGCUGCCUCGAUGGGCGGCGGGGCAGCAGAAGGGGCGGGAGCGUGGAGGGACGAGUGGGUGGCGUCCGUUGUCUCUACUGAGGACGAUAUGGGAGGGCUCAAGGCAGGGCCACGGGCAAAAACAAGCUCAGCACCUGCAACUGCCAUGUCAGCUGCAGCAGCUGCCACGUCAGCAACCAGCGCAAGCGCUUCCCGUAUCCUUCAAAUCCAUCUCCCAUAUUUCAGCUGCCUGGUUAAUCUCUUCCUCUUCCUUCGUGCCCUGGGAGUUCGGUCAGAUAAGGAAAUAUUUGAAAUGAUUCUCGGGCACCCACUGAAAGAAAGUGAGGGCAUGGUGGGGGCAGGGGAAGAGAGGGGAGGGAAGGGGGCCGGUAGUGUGGGGAGAGGGAUGGAAAGAAAGGCGGGAUUAGGAGAAGAGGAGGAGGGUGGUGAGGGAGAGGAGGAGGGAAAGCAGGAGGGAGAGGAGGAGGGGGAGAGGGGUGCGUGGUUCAAGGCCAAGAGACACAAGAGAGCAGCGAAUGUCAUUGUCAUAGAUGACAGUGAUGAUGAUGCUGAUGGUGUAGCAGCUGCUGCUGCCGUUGCUGGUGGUGGUGGUGGGGAUUCUACUGAUGAUGCUGAUGGGGGAAUGGGAGGAGAAGGUGAGAAGGAGGGAGGAAAGAGGGAAGGAGGGAAGCGCGAAGGAGGGAUGGAAGGAGGGAUGGAAGGAGGAGAGGAAGCGCAAGCACUGAUGAGGCGGCAGCAGGAGGUGCUGCAGCUGCUGCAGCACACAUGUGAAGAGAACCGGAGUAGCAACCAACAGGCUGCGCUUGCUUCUCUGGAGUCUCUGACUCACAACAACAGGCUCUCUGCAUGGGAGCUUCUGGCCAAUGACAUGCUGCCACAUGUUGGCUCCGGGCCCGCCUCUCUCCCUGCCAAGGCGCAGUUUGUUGCUUACAUGGCUCGAAGGCUCUGCUCCACCUGCCUUGGAUAUACCCCUCCGGAUGACCCUCGCAGCCUGACGCACCUCAAAGUGGAAACCUCCGGGAAGCUUCUGGAAGACCAGUUCGUCGCAGGGCUGGACAGCCUGUGCUGGUGGAUCGAGCGUGAGCCGGCUCUAGCAACUGGAAACUGGCACCGGCCCGGGAGCUACGGCCGAGCCAAAGGCGGCAGGUUCGGCAGCGGCAGCCAGGGCAGGUUCGGCGGAGGGUGGUAUGGGACGAGCAGCAGCAGUCUGCAUGCGAGUGAGCCGCUCAACCGGCUGUCUGCUUCGGCGGCACUGUCACAGCUCAGGAGGAUGGAGGUGCCUUCCCAUCGAUCCAACACCUCUGCUGCUGCAAGACAGAUCCAUGCGACAUUCUUUGGUCGCAUCUGCCCGUUGGAAACCCCCAAGUCCGAGGCGAUAGGUUUCUCCCUCAACCUUGCCCUUGCUACCUGCGUCUCUGGGGAAGGGGGAGAGGAGGAGGAAGAGAAAAAGGCAGAAGAAGAGGAAGGAGAGGGCGUGGGCGGGCAAGGGGGAGGAGCAGGGAAGGCAGAUGGGGGAGGAGGGAAUGAGGGAGGGGGACAGCAAGAAAGGGCAGGGACCGACGCUGGUGCUUGUGGUGGUGGUGAUACUCAUGCCAGAGCGGUUGAGAGUGGUGAUGAUGAGGACGUUUGGGCUUUGGAUGAUAUUGUUGACGGUGCUGACAAGCUUUUUGCUUCGGAGAACCGAGAGGGGAACGGAGAGGGAAACCGAGAGGGGGAGCGGAAGGGGCGUGAGGAGAAAGGUGUGGGGAUGGAUGGAUCCAAGGAGGGCCAUACAGGAUCGGAUGUGAGAGGUGACGUGUCGUUUGGUGAUUGGUGGCUGGUGAAGGAGCUGCAGACACGUGGCAUGGUCUUACUGGAGCAUUUAACAGAGAGGAACAAGGGUGAAGGAGGAGGCGUAAGGAGGAGCAAUAAGGGUGAGGGAGGAGGAGGAGGAGGAGGAGGAGGAGGAGGAGGAGGAGGAGGAGGAGGAGGAGGAGGAGGAGGAGGAGGAGGAGGAGGAGGAGGAGGAGGAGGAGGAGUGUGGGUGAAUGGGCGACCAGUCGGGUGGCAUGCUGACCUGGCAGAGCUGACUAGGCAGAUGAGGAGGAAGAGACAAAGGGGCGCCAAGAGAUACAGAGAGGUGUGUAUUCCCUUCCUGUCCACCUCCCUUCUAAGAGCUCAUAAGCUCAUACAUUCCCUUCCUGUCCACCUCCUUUCAGUCCACUUGCUGGGCAUGGCCUAUCACCCCGCCCUGCACGCCCUGCACCUCGCCUCCUCCCCUGGUCGCAUCCUCCGCCCCUUGCUGCUGCAACAGCCGCCCAUCGACCUGCCUCACAGUAUGAGCAGCAGCUGGAACAGCUACGGCUGGGGGCAGGCAUGGCAGGGCAUGCUCGCAUCAGGGGCAGUCGAGUAUGUAGAUGCAGAAGAGGAGGCGGCUAACUGCGUUGCUGCCCCAGCAGAACCACUCCUAGCUGCAGAGCAGCGCAAGGAACUCUCUGAAACAAGCCUGAAGGAUAUAGACGACGGUGCGGCACGGGACGUUCGGCAGCAGUCUCCCGACUCUACUCUGUCUCUGUCGUCAUUUCUUCGAGACUCGCCUGGUUUGGCCGCAUCUGCUCGCUUUAACGCGUCUGCACGUUACUCCCAUGUGGAGAUUCACCCAGAGCUCAUGUUUGGCGUGAUUGCGUCGGCUCUCCCUUUUGUGAAUCAUAACGGCAUUUCUCGCAGCACUGGCGCUGCUCACAUGUUCAAACAGGCCAUGGGCAUGCCACCAUACAACCUCCCCCAUCGCGCCGACCGCACGCUCUUCGCGCUGCACUACCCGCAGCGGCCACUCGUUGCAUCCAGAAUUGCUGAAAUCGCCAGUGGGCUUUCAGACUUCCCCAAUGGGCAGAACGCCAUUGUCGCCGUGAUGAGCGCUGGAUACAACCAGGAGGAUGCACUGAUCAUCAACCAGGCGUCAGUUGACAGAGGGCUGUUCGGCAGCACCACCUUCAGAAGCUUCGUGGAAGAGGAGGGCAAGGCUGGUCGGGGCAAGGUGGAAGUGACCUGGAGGCAGAGUAGAGGAAAGAGAGGGAGAAAAGGCGAGGGACGACCUCUGCGAGCUAAGGCGGAGCCGAUAGAUCUUACGCAAGAUGAUGAUAAUGCUGACGUGGCGAUGGCGCAGGCUGACGAGAAGGAUGCCACGUGGCAAGAUGAUGAGGAUGUGGCGGCCAAGCAAGAUGAUGACGUGGCAGUGAAUCAAGCGACGGGUGGAUGGGGGGAGCAAGGAGGAGGGUCAGGGUCAGCAGGAGAAGGAGGAGAAGAAGCAGCAGCAGGGUGGGGUGAGAGGAGUGAGAAGGAGGGUGGGAAUGGUGGGUGGGGCGGAAGUGAGAGGGCGGAGGGUGGGGGUGUUGGAUGGGGUGAGGGUGAUGGUACUGCUGCUUCUGCUGCCGAUGGUGCGGAUAACAGUGGUGGCAGGUGCAGGAGUGAUGCUGCUGAUGCUGCUGCUGGUGCUGCUGAAGGUGGGGAGGAUGGUGAUGGUGGGUGGGGUGGUGGUGGUGGUGGUGGUGGUGGUGGUGGUGGUGGUGGUGGUGGUGGUGGUGGUGGUGGUGGUGGUGGUGGUGGUGGUGGUGGUGGUGGUGGUGGUGGUGGUGGUGGUGGUGGUGGUGGUGGUGGUGGUGGUGGUGGUGGUGGUGGUGGUGGUGGUGGUGGUGGUGGUGGUGGUGGUGGUGGUGGUGGUGGUGGUGGUGGUGGUGGUGGUGGUGGUGGUGGUGGUGGUGGUGGUGGUGGUGGUGGUGAUGGUGAUGGUGAUGGUGAUGGUGAUGGUGCUGCUGCCGCUGGUGCGAAUAAUAGUGAUGGUAUUGGUCGUGGUGGCGAGUGGGGGAGUGGUGCUGCUGAUACUGCUGCUCGUAGGGAUGGUGGUGAUGGUUGGGGUGGUGAUGCUGGUGGGAGUGGUGAGGGUGAUGGUGGGGGUGGUGGUGGGGAUGAUGGUUGGGGUGGUAAUGGGGGUGGUGGUAAGAGUGGUGGUGAGGGUGGGGAGAGCGGCGGAUGGGGUAAUGAGGAGGACACAGGAAGAGAAGGAGGAGGAGCAGCAGCAGCUGAAGAAGAAGCAGGGGGGUGGGGUGCAAGUGACAAGGAGGGGGACGCGGGUGGUGGGUUGAAUGACAGUGGAGGAGGGGGAGGGUGGGGUGCUGCUGCUGGUGCUAAUGGCGCUGAUAAUGGUGCUGCUGAUGCUGGUGAUGUUGGUGGUUGGGGUGAGGAAGGUAGAGACGAGGAGGAUAGAGGAAGAGAGGGAGGAGCAGCAGCAGCAACACAAGCAGGGGGGUGGGGUGCGAAUGAUAAGGAGGGUGACGAGGGUGGUGAGUUGAAUGGCAGUGGGGGAGGAGGAGGACGGGGAGGAGGCUGGGGUGGUGAUGGUGGUGGUGCUGGUUGCGGCGGUGCUGGUGGGGGUGGUUGGGGUGGUACAGGUGCUGCAGCUGGUGCUGGUGGUGCUGGUGAGGGUGGGGAUGGUUGGGGUGGUGGUGCUGGUGAUGCAUCUGGUGCUGUUGCUGCUAGUCGGGGUGGUUGGGAUGGUGCUGCUGUUGCUGCUAGUGGGGGUGGUUGGGGUGGUACGGGUGAUGCUGCCGCUGGUGGUGCUGCUGCUGGUGAGGGUGGGGGUGGUUGGGGCAGUGAUGGUGCUGCUCGUAAUGGUGGUGCUCGUGGGAGUGGUUGGGGUGAUGGUGCUGCCGCUGGUGAUGGUGCGGGUGGUUGGGGUGGUGCUGCUGCUGCAGGUGAUGCUGCUGCUGGUGGUAGUGCUGCUGGUGAGGGUGGGAGUGGUUGGGGUGGUGCUGAUGCUGCUGCUGCUGGUGGUGGGAGUGGUUGGGGUGGUAGGGGUGAUGGUGCUGAUGGUGCUGGUGGUUGUGGGGGUGGUUGGGGUGGUGAUGCUGCCGCUGGUGGUGGUGGGAGUGGCUGGGGUGGUACGGCUGAGGGUGCUGAUGGUGCUGGUGAUGGUGGGGGUGGUUGGGGUGGUACGGGUGAUGCUGCCGCUGGUGCUGGUGCUGCUGGUGCUGGAGGGGGGUGGAGAGGAGGUGGUGGAGAGGGGGGAUGGGGAGGAGGAGGGGGAGAGAAAGGAGGAGGGGGAGAGGGAGGAGGAGGGGGAGGGGGAGGAGGGUGGGGCGGGGGAGGUUGGGGUAAGGAGAGAGGGCAGAGUGAGGGUGAUGCGGCUGGUGGGAACACAAGAGAUGGAGAGGACGGGUGGGGAGGAGGAGGGGGUGGUGGGGAUGGGUGGGGAGGAGGAGGGGGUGGUGGGGAUGGGUGGGGAGGCGGAAGAGGAGGUGAAGAUGGGUGGAGAGGUAGAGAGGACGGGGGAGAUGAGGGAGGAGGGGGGGAAAGGGGGUGGAGGGGGAGGGGAGGAAGGGGGAGGGGUCGCGGGAGGGGAAGGGGAAGGGGGAGGGGAAACGAUUCGUGGGGAGACAGGGAGCAGGGUGACGGGGGAGGGGGAGAUGGAGGAAGGGGGAGUGGAUGGGGGGGAGGCGGAUCGGGGGGAGGUGGAUGGGGGGGAGGAGGGGGAGGCGGUUGGGGGGAAGGUGGAGAAGGGGAAGGUGGAGGAGGGGGAGAGCGUGGUGUCAGGGGAGAUAGAGAUGGGGGGAACCGAUGGGGGGGAGUAGGGGGAGGCGGAUGGGGGGGAGAUGGGGGAGGAGGUGGGGGAGGAGAUGGGGCAGAUGAAGAAGGGAGAAGCUUUGGGGGGAGCGAAAGAGGCAGGGGCAGGGGCAGGGGCAGGGGGAGGGGGAGGGGAAGAGGAGACGGAGAAUUCCGGGAAGGCAGAGGGGGAAGGAGAGGGGGGCGAGGAGAUCAUCACGGGGAGCGCAUGGAGCGGCAGGAGAGGCCUAAGAGAUGGUCCCAAUAUGAUCAUCUGGGGGAGAAUGGGCUUCCAAAAGUGGGCCAUCCGUUGCUGUGGCCGGGAGAAGUGGUUGGGGGGGGAACAGGCGAUGGGGGAGAGGGGACAGGCAUGGGGGGAGGGGCAACAGGAGAGGCGGUUGGGGGAGCAGCGGCAGGAGGGACAGGCGCAGUGGAGGGGGCAACGGGAGGGGAGGUGGCAGGGAUUAGGGUUUACUGUAGCUCGGGCGUGGGGGGAGGGAGCGCGGGGGUGUGGGGGAGGAGUGUGGCGGAUCGAGGUGUGUUUGGGGGGAGGGAGAGAGCCGUUCUGAUUGGCCACGUGGCGGCUGGGGUAGAAGGGGGAGGCGGCGUAGUGGACGCUGCUUGCAUGUCGCCUCCUCACCCCGCAUCCCGCCCUUCUCUCCCCUCCCCUCCCCUCCAGCCGCCUCGAGUCACGGCCACAGGGGAGGAGGAGAAAGUUUGUAGUCUCAUGGUGUCGCAGGUGGAAGGGGGAGGCGGUGUAGUGGACGCUGCUUGCAUAUCGCCUCCUCACCCCGCAUCCCGCCCUUCUCUCCCAUCCUCUCCCCUCCAGCCGCCCUGCCUGACUGCCACAGGGGAGGAGGAAAAAGUGCGUAACCUCAUGGUGUCUCAGGUGGAGGGGGGAGGCGGCAUAGUGGAUGCUGCUCGCAUGGACACGGACAGUCAUGGCGUGCGCCUGGGGAGGGUGAGUCUCUGGGUAUGGCUGGGCAGCUUAAUUACCACUCGCGCACAGAGUGAGUCUGUGGGGAUGGCUGUCUGUGGGUGUGGAGGGGAGAGGCGGCAUAGUGGAUGCUGCUCGCAUGGACACGGACAGUCAUGGCACGCGGCUGGGGAGGGUGAGUCUCACCCUCUCACGCACAGAGUGCGUCUGAGGGCCACCCUCCGACCAGAGGUGCGUCUGAGAGCCACGCUCCGACCAGAGGUGGGGGACAAGCUGACGAGCCGGCACGGGCAGAAGGGAGUGAUUGGCCGCGUGCUGCCCUCCCACGACCUGCCCUGGUUCGAUGCCGUUGCCAGAAUCAGUUCCUCUUUUAAAGCCCCUGGUGCUUCUGGCGGUGCUGCUGCUGGUGCUGCCAGUGCUGCCGCUGCUGGUGCUGGUGCUCCUGCAAAUGCAAAUUCAACUGCUGCUGGCGCUGCAGCAGUGGGAGCCCCACUAGGAGUGAUACCUGAUCUGGUGAUCAACCCACACGCGCUGCCCUCCCGCAUGACACUGGGGCAAGUCAUGGAAGCACUGUUCGCUAAGGUGGCAUGCUCCCCCGUGCAAGAGACAAGCGGCAAUAAGAGCAUCUCCUCCUUCUCCUCGGACCUUUGGGGGUCGGACCUUCUGUCCGAAGCACAGCAGCGGCUGCGCAGUUGCGGCUACUCUCCUCUUGACUUGGGCAAAGACAUUGCGUACUGUGGGGUGACAGGACAAGAGAUGGAGGGAAGGGUGUUUGUCGGCCCCACUCACUACCUGCGGCUGAAACAUCUGGCAGCUGACAAGAGAGCCACAAGGGCCAUAGGGACCAAGCAGAUGAACACCAGGCAGCCGACUAAAGGCAGGGCGCAGCAGGGGGGCAUGCGGAUGACCACGCGCCAGCCCACCAAGGGCAGGGCGCAGCAGGGGGGCAUGCAGGUGGGGGAGAUGGAGAGGGACUGCCUGGUGGCGCACGGGGCAGCGCACUCCCUCUCUGAGCGCCUCUCGCUCCUCUCAGACGACACCGCUGUCGCUGUCCGCUGCUUUGGCUGCUUUUUUUCUCUCCUGACCCCCUUUUCCCUUCUCUUUCACCGCAUCCAACCCCACACAAUCCCUUCCAACCCCUUGCAGAUGACUACCCGACAGCCCACCAAGGGCAGGGCGCAGCAGGGGGGCAUGCGGGUGGGGGAGAUGGAGAGAGACUGCAUGGUGGCUCACGGGGCAGCGCACUCCCUCUCUGAGCGCCUCUCGCUCCUCUCAGACGCCACCGCCGUUACUGUCUGCUCUGCCUGCCGCUUCAUCGCCACUGCGGCGGGUGGCUCUGGGGGAGGUGCACCUGGGGGAGGUGGUGGUGGUGGCAGCGGUUUUGAUGGUUAUGCUGCUGCUGGUGGUUUCGGUGGCUUUGGAGGAGAGGGGAGUGAUCACCAUGGCCCUGGGUGCCAGUCGUGUGGAAGCAGCAGGAACACCACAGAGGUGUGCAUGCCGUAUGCUGUGAAGCUACUGUUUGAUGAGAUGAGGGCCAUGGGGAUUUCAGUGCGCGUGCAGCCAUCCCACUGCUGA